AUGACAUUUGCACCGCCUGCAGCAAACCUAGAUCCCUCGAUAGACUGGGCCAAACUUGGUCUUGCAGUGACCGAUAUUGUCAACGGUCACGUCGAAUGUAGAUAUGAUGCAGAGGCCGGUAAAUGGCUUGCACCCACUUUUGUGCGCGAUCCUUAUCUUCGUAUACAUGGUCUUGCACCGGGUUUGAAUUAUGGACAACAGGUCUAUGAAGGACUGAAAGCGAGUCGCAACAGAGAUGAAGAGAUCUUGCUGUUCAGAGCGGAUCGACAUGCCAGACGAAUGGCCCACUCCGCUUACUAUGUUUCGAUUCCUCCGAUCCCCGAGGAGCUCUUUCUUGAUAGCGUUCGCCUCGCUGUGGCCGAAAAUGCUGAGUUUGUUCCUCCAUAUGCCACCAACGCAGCACUAUACAUCAGACCGCUAGCUUUUGGUAGUGCAGGACACUUUGCGUUAACUCCGCCCCGGGAGUACCUUUUUUGUGUAUUUGUGCAGCCCUUUGUUACCUAUCACGGUAGCGGUGCAGCCGAUGCCUUAAUUAUCGAUGAGUUUGAUCGAGCUGCUCCACGAGGCACUGGCUCAGCAAAGGUCGGCGGUAAUUACGCGCCCGUCAUGCGAUAUACUGACAAAGCGAGGGCCGAGGGUUUCCCGCUCACACUUCACCUCGAUAGUAAGACGCAGACAGAGAUUGACGAGUUCUCCACUUCCAGCUUCAUUGGAGUCAAGUCAGGCAAUGAUACCGUUUCUCCUACACUCGUUGUUCCAGAUAGCAAAAAUGCGAUUGAAAGUGUGACCAGCGACUCCACUGUUGCUGUUGCCAAGGCAUGGGGCUGGACUGUGGAAAAGCGACCGGUCCUUUACAAUCAAUUAGCCGAUUUCACAGAAGUCAUUGCUGCGGGAACAGCAGCUGCCCUUGUUCCAAUCCGCUCAAUCACCCGCCGCUCUACGGGUGACAAAUUCACGUUUGAGAGUGGCCCCCUGUGCCAGAAGCUCUCUACAUAUCUGAGACAGAUUCAGCGAGGGGAGAGUUCUGAUUUCCCAGAAUGGGUUGAAGUCCUUCAGCCACCUGAAGUGGUGUACAACAAAUAUAAGACUGCGGAACUACCCACCUAUGGAAACGGUCACGAGAACGGCCUCGCGGAAAAUUAA
Molecule: messenger RNA, 1143 nt
Organism: Talaromyces stipitatus ATCC 10500
Lineage: Eukaryota; Fungi; Ascomycota; Eurotiomycetes; Eurotiales; Trichocomaceae
Product: subgroup IIIi aminotransferase, putative
Exons: 6
Coding region: 1-1143 (380 amino acids)
Biological process (GO): branched-chain amino acid metabolic process
Molecular function (GO): branched-chain-amino-acid:2-oxoglutarate transaminase activity
Source: RefSeq, a predicted model, not a curated record